Messenger RNA from Cyanistes caeruleus (blue tit), 2378 nucleotides. RefSeq names its product ectonucleoside triphosphate diphosphohydrolase 4 (gene ENTPD4). Gene Ontology annotation, biological process: UDP catabolic process; CTP metabolic process. Gene Ontology annotation, cellular component: membrane; Golgi apparatus. Gene Ontology annotation, molecular function: ribonucleoside triphosphate phosphatase activity; GDP phosphatase activity; UDP phosphatase activity. The record is from RefSeq and is a predicted model, not a curated record. Lineage: Eukaryota; Metazoa; Chordata; Aves; Passeriformes; Paridae.
CUGCUGCUGGGGGCCGGGGCUGCGGCCGCAGUGCUGCUGCUCUGCGGGCUUCUGCUGCUGCUGCUGCGGGACCAGCCCCGCCACGGGACAGAGCGCAGAUUCCUGGCCAGGGUGACAGAUACGGAAGCCACGGACACUAGGAAUCCCAACCUGAACUACGGGAUCGUGGUGGAUUGCGGCAGUAGCGGCUCCCGUGUGUUUGUGUACUGCUGGCCCCGGCAUAACGGCAACCCCAAGGACCUGCUGGACAUCCAGCAGAUGAGGGACAGCUCCAGGAAACCCGUGGUGAUGAAAAUCAAACCAGGAAUUUCGGAGUUUGCCAGCUCUCCUGCUGAGGUCAGUGAUUACAUCUCGCCCCUGCUGAGCUUCGCUGCCGCGCAUGUCCCACGCUCCAAGCACAAGGAGACUCCUCUCUACAUCCUGUGCACGGCAGGAAUGCGCAUCCUGCCUGAAAGCCAGCAGAAAGCCAUCCUGGAGGAUCUGCUCACGGACAUCCCCACACGCUUUGAUUUCCUCUUCUCCGACUCCCAUGCUGAGGUGAUAUCUGGGAAGCAGGAAGGAGUCUAUGCAUGGAUUGGGAUCAACUUUGUCCUUGGAAGAUUCGAGCACACGGAUGAUGAGGCCGAGGCGGUGGUGGAGGUGCAGAUCCCGGGAAGCGAGCACCGCGAUCCCAUUUUCCGGAAGAGAACCGUGGGAAUCCUGGACAUGGGCGGGGUCUCCACGCAGAUCGCCUACGAGGUGCCCCCGAGUGAGGAGGUGGCCAAGGGUUUGCUGGCGGAAUUUAAUUUGGGAUGCGACGCCCACCAGACGGAGCACGUGUACCGCGUCUACGUGGCCACAUUCCUGGGAUUUGGGGGGAAUGCGGCCCGCAGGAGAUACGAGGAGAGCCUCUUCUCCAGCAGCCUCUUGGGGAACAGCCCGCAGUUCCCGCUGCCGGAUCCGUGCCUGCCGCGGGAUGCACUGGAUGAGCUGCGGCUGCACGGGCGGACGCUGCACCUGCGCGGCUCCGGGGACUUUGGGCGCUGCCGGGAGCUGCUGCAGCCACUGCUGAACCGCAGCCGGGACAGCCGGGGCUCCCUGAACGGCGUCUUCCAGCCUCCUGUGCACUUCCAGAGCAGCGAGUUCUACGGAUUCUCCGAGUUCUACUACUGCACCGAGGACGUGCUGAGGAUGGGCGGUGACUACAGCGCCGCCAAGUUCGCCAGGGCUGCCCAGGAUUACUGUGCCACCAGCUGGUCGGUGCUGCGGGAGCGCUUCCAGCGUGGGCUCUACGCGCCACACGCAGAUCUGCACCGCCUGAAGUUCCAGUGCUUUAAGUCCGCCUGGAUGUUUGAGGUUUUCCACCGGGGCUUUUCCUUCCCGGAGAGCUACGGGCGGCUGCGCACGGCGCUGCAGGUCUACGACAAGGAGGUGCAGUGGACGCUGGGGGCCAUCCUGUACCGCACCCGCUUCCUGCCCCUCAGGGACAUUCAGCAGGAAAAUUUCCGUGGGAUUCACUCACGCUGGAGGAGCUUUUCCUUCGUGUACAACCACUACUUAUUCCUGGCCUGCUUCCUGGUGGUGCUGCUCUCCAUCCUGCUCUACCUGCUCCGGCUGCGCCGCAUCCAUCGCCGCCGGCUCCACAGCGGCGCCUCCCCAACCCUCUGGAUCCAGGAGGGGCUCCCCACCCCAAAAAUCCCGGGAUAACAUUCCGGGAUGGACGAUUCAUCCACACACACACGCAAAAAAAAGCCAUUUUUGCCUCAGGGUUCCUCCUUUUUUUGCCCCUUGGAGAAGUGGAGCUGGGAAUUCCAGGCAGGCUUGGGAAUUCCAGGGAAAUGGGGUGGUGAGGGAAAAAUGCCAAAAAUGACUUUGUUGGGAAUGUUGCACUUUGGGGCGUGCAGGAGAGUUCCCACCUUCGGGAGAGGCUGAAAUCCUGGGAUGAAUUUGGAUUUCCUGCCGGAUUCCAGCGUUGCCAUCCCUGCUCUCACUUUGGAGUCUCAAGGAACGGGAAGUUCCAAAAACAAGGAAAAAAAAAACCCUUUUAGGACAUUUUCUGUGAUUUUUCCCUUCUGGAAUCACUCUUGGGAUGGAGAAGGAAAAUCCCUCGCAUCCAAUGCUGUGCUUCCAUAAAAAAACUUCAUCCCUUCCGCGCCCUCCUUUUUCCUUGGAAGCUUCACCCUCCCAGUGGCACCGGUCGCUGCUUUCAAUCCCUAAUUUCUGUUCCAUAAUCAUGAAGAGACCUCCCAGAAACUCUGGGAAUGUGAAGAGAUCUGGAAAAGUGGAGCAGAAUGUGCACAGGGUCUUGCCGAGUCCUCUGGUAAUUUAUAUUUUAUUUAAAACCUUUGAUUUUACUUGAAAGUCAAUUUGUCCAUGAUUAAAAGUGGGAUUUCUAUGAA